Rhineura floridana is the source of this 1979-nucleotide messenger RNA. RefSeq names its product G protein-coupled receptor 20 (gene GPR20). Gene Ontology annotation, biological process: positive regulation of Rho protein signal transduction; phospholipase C-activating G protein-coupled receptor signaling pathway. Gene Ontology annotation, molecular function: G protein-coupled receptor activity. Gene Ontology annotation, cellular component: membrane. The record is from RefSeq and is a predicted model, not a curated record. The coding region runs from base 123 to 1154 and encodes 343 amino acids. The transcript is spliced from 2 exons. Lineage: Eukaryota; Metazoa; Chordata; Lepidosauria; Squamata; Rhineuridae.
AGUUAGCAGCACUUGGGAGCCGGGAGUAUCCAGACGACUGCUGGCUGGCUCAGGGGUCUGGGACCAGGAGCGAGGCUUUCUCCAUCCAGCUGAAUAGGCAGGUGCCAGUAAAACCCCUGACCAUGAAGCCCUCCAAUGACUCCACAGGGUCACCCAAUUACACCAGCCUGUUUAACAAAUUUGUCCACCUAGAUGGAGAACUGUCAGAUACAUUUUAUACUCUGUGGAUCGUGCUGGUGGUGAUCAAUGCCAUCAUUUUCCUGGUGGGUGUGGUGCUGAACUCUUUGGCUCUCUACGUCUUCUGCUUCCGCACUAAGACGAAAACCACCUCGGUGAUCUACACAAUCAACCUGAUCAUCACUGAUUUGUUGGUGGGCUUCUCUUUACCCAUCCGGAUCAUCAUGCACUAUAGCGCCAGGAACUGUCAGAGCUGUGCCCUCAUCCACAUCUUCACCUACUUCGUCAACAUGUAUUGCAGCAUCCUCUUCCUUACAUGCAUCUGCAUUGACCGGUACCUGGCCAUUGUCCAGAUAGAAGCCUCCCGCAAGUGGAGGAACCCCAACUAUGCCAAAGGCAUCUCCGCUUUCAUCUGGAUCUUUGCUACAGCAGUCACCUUCUCCAUUCUCACCAUGGCCAUGAAGUUCUCAGACUGCUGCAUUGCUCAGAUCUUGCCCCUUAUGGUCUGCGAGUACUUCUUCCCCCUUAUCAUCAUCACGUUCUUCACCACCAGGAUCAUGUGUGCCCUCUCCAAGCCAACUCUCAUGCACCAGAGCCGCGAGAGGCGGAUGAGGGCCGUGCAGCUUCUCAUCACUGUCCUCAUCAUCUUCAUGAUUUGUUUUACGCCCUUCCACGUCCGCCAGCUGGCCAUUUCAAUCAACCCAGGUAUGCCCAACAACAUCAGCUUGAUUGUUUACCACGUGACUGUUACCUUAAGCAGCCUCAACAGUUGCAUGGACCCGAUCGUCUACUGUUUUGUUACCAACAACUUCCAGUCAACCAUGAAAAACAUCUUCAGGAAGUCUGAACCUGAGCAGACCAGUGGAGACAUCAUCAGCGUAAACAAGGGCUCAGGUUCGAAUGCCAUUAUAGCCUUCUCAAAUGCUAUAGGGAACCCAUUGGGCCUGCCUUCCCCUAACAGUACAGCAAGCUCUUAAAGGCAGGGGGAUCCCAAUGUACACUGUUGUAAACAUUGUCAGGAUAUGUGGAACUAUUCUCUUUUCUGAGAGUAUUGUAGAACAUCACGUUGACCUUCAGCAGACUGGAAGCAAAACUCCUUGGGUUCACCAGUGGCACCAUCCAUUCUUGUAUGGCAGCUGGCUUUCACAUCUGGGAAUGAUAUUGUGAUGUUUCCACUCAUAUGCCAAUCCCUGGGUUAUAUCCCAGGAUGCAUUCUGCAUCCCAAGCCAGCAGUAGCUUUCUUGACCUGGGAACCAUAGAGCAGAAGACAGAUGCAGCUAUAUAUUUUGGCAGGUCUAUCUGCUUCUCCAUGAUUAUUUGGAGGACUGGAAAAGAAGGGUGUAUUUUAAAAAAGAAAAAAGAACUUGUUCAGAUGUUGACCUUAUAGACAGUUUCAAGUUGGACAGGAGGAAAUGCAACACUGGGCACUUCCAGACUGUUGCUAUUUUUGGGUGGGAUUCAAUCACAUUCUGGCAAAUUCAAGUUGUGCAGUUAAAGUUGAUUUGCACUCUUGCACACCAAACUCACUUUCAUCCAAAAGUGGACUUUUUGCAAUAAGGAUAGUGAUGGGGAAAUGCAUUGCAAAUGUGGGAUAACAAUUGCUUUACAUAGUGUCAUAUAAUCGCCCGGCAAACAAAUCAGAAUAAAUGCUCAACAAACGGCUGGCAGCAUGCAACCACCCUACAGACUUUGUGCAAACAGAUCAGGAUGAAUGCUAAACAAACAGGUCGUCUGGAAGCCACCAAUGACUUGGAUUUUCAAAGGAUAAUAAUAUAGGAGACAAACAGUUGUGAGAAAUUGGU